Oncorhynchus masou masou (cherry salmon) is the source of this 2608-nucleotide messenger RNA. RefSeq names its product LIM domain transcription factor LMO4.1 (gene lmo4lb). Lineage: Eukaryota; Metazoa; Chordata; Actinopteri; Salmoniformes; Salmonidae. The coding region runs from base 334 to 816 and encodes 160 amino acids. The transcript is spliced from 5 exons. The record is from RefSeq and is a predicted model, not a curated record.
GUCAAAGACUCUAGUGAUAGUUGAGAGUCGGAUGAUCAAUGUAAUUGACUUAAAAAUAUGUUGCAUGCAAUCUCUUUAAAACGAAUUUUAUUACAUUGUAUCUUUGAUAACGUGCGGUUUUUCCUUUUUGACAUUGUUUAAAUCUUUCGAAAAUGUGUCGCUUUAUUUGUGGCAUAUGUAUAUUAUAGAAGCGCUAGUUUGUCACAGUCAGAUUUAACUGUAGUUGAAACAUUAUCCGCUGUCGUCCAUUGUUUUGUUUUUGCUUUUUUUACAACAACUUCUCCACGUCUGAAUUCUCUGGAAAGCACAUCAAGGAGCUUCUGAGGGCUCAGCAUGGUGAACAGUCAGCUGGGUGGUGGUGUGGCGUCACCCCCCAGGUCGUGUGCAGGAUGCGGGGGGAACAUCGCAGACCGCUUCCUGCUCUUCUCCAUGGAGCGCUACUGGCACACACGCUGCCUCAAGUGCUCCUGCUGCCACGCACAGCUAGGCGACAUUGGCAACACCUGCUACAGUAAAGGAGGCAUGAUUCUGUGUAGGAGCGACUAUAUCAGGUUGUUCGGGCACAGUGGAGCAUGCAGCACCUGUGGCCAGUCGAUCCCGGCCAAUGAGAUGGUUAUGAGAGCACAGGGCAAUGUGUACCAUCUCAAGUGUUUCACCUGUGCCACCUGUAGAAACAGACUGGUGCCAGGCGACCGCUUCCACUAUGUCAACGGCACCAUCUUCUGUGAGCACGACCGGCCAGAGGCUGCACUGCUCAGCCGCCACCUGCCCCCACUCCAGAGUAACCCUGUGCUGCCUGACCAGAAGGUGUGCUGAGUGGUUAGAGUGGUGCGUGGGGCCUUCAUCCUUCCCUUGUCUCCAGAGGUCUCUCCAUCCCUGCUCCUGAUACUGUUGUUGUGGAUCCUUUUUAAUUUAACCUUUUCUUAAACAAGUCAAGUCAGUUAAGAAGAAAUUCUUAUUUUACAAGGACGGCCUAACCCAGACGAUGCUGGGACAAUUGUGCGUCGCCCUAUGGGACUCCCGAUCAUGGCCGAUUGUGAUACACCCCGAGAUCGAACCAGGUUCUGUAGUGACGCCUCUAGCACUGAGAUGCAGUGCCUUAGACAUCUGCGCCACUUGGGAUCCUCAUCACCAUCCACCAUCUUGUCUCUUUGACCAGGAGGUUAUUUUUACUUGCAGGAUCAACUUCAGAUGUGUUGUACAUAUCCAUGCUUGAGACAGUGUACAAAUACACUGUAAUGGUGAGUCGUGUGUGAUACAGUGCUGGUCUGCCCAUCAAAGACAAUAUGGACCACAUUAACUACUUCAGGACUGAGGUUACAUGUUGUACUGUAAGUAAGGGACCCCCAAUUCUGUGCACAUCCAGAACUUUGGUGCUUGUGGACAAAUCUCGCCAUGAGUUUUAAGGGUAUGGCCUGGACCCUCUCCAGGAAGAAUAAAGCAAAUCAAAAUAAGCUUUUCCGUGGAGUCCACUGUCAUAGUGGCAUUGCUGUGGUUAUCAUUAUUGUCAAGAAUAACCCAUAGCUUAGAUAAUGAACUCAGAAUUCCUCUCAAUGGCCUCACAUCUGUUACUCUGUGAUGUUUAAACCAUCAUAUGAAUUGGGCUGAAGUCAAGGAAGAAGAUAAAUGUCCAUUAUUUUUCUAUAAUGCUAUUGUGUGUUUCCCAGUGGAGUUCUAUUUCCUGAAUUAAUGUUUCAUUCAAUUGAAUUAUGGAUGCCUGUUCAAUAUGUGAAAUUAUCAGAUGGAGACAAAAAAUGCUAUUAAAAGACUUGAACUGAAGUAAUUGAUGCCUAUGUGCAGUUGGUUGGUCACAUGACACGAGUCUUACGGAAUUACAUGGUAAACUACUACCCAGUUGGUGUGGCAUUUCCUCCCUGUUUGUGCUGCAUAGCUCCCCUCAGCCCUGUAUGGUGAAAGCAUGCCUGAUUACCCUGAGGAAUGGAAUUAGAAGGCUACAGUCCUGACCAUUUACAGAAGCAAUUAAACUUGAGUGGUGUAUCUGUGCUGCCUGCUACAGUUCCUGCUCCUGGGAGGCUGAACUUUGGCCAUAUCCCGUGGCUGACUUUAUUAAAGACUAAUCUGGGAGCCGGCCUAAUUAAAGGGAGGGGCUCCUACGCAUCCAGCCAGCGUGUAGAAGAAAAAGAAAAAAAACACAACAACAAUCUGAUGCUUGGAUGGUUAACCAUGUUGCAAUUAAAAGACACAAGCCAGAGCUUUUCUAAUCCCCCUCUGCUGCUCUUGGUUGUUCAAAAGAAUGAGCUUUGAUUUCUGUUAGGAUCUGCAUUGGCUAACUUGCUUGACCUUCCUUGAAUUUGUCUGUUUGAUGUACUGUAAAACUGGAUAUGACAAAUCUGUAGCCUGUAUAGUCAGACAUGGGUGUGUAGAUCUGAGUGGUUAAGGCUUUAAGUAAUACAGUUUGAGUGAAUCAGAUGACAGCAUCUGCUGUGCUUCAAAUGAGGUCUGUACUUUCACACCUUUGCUAGGAGCAUGGCAGCCAUCAGAAUUGCACCUUAAUGUGCUUAGCUAUUUCAGAAGUCCCACUUGUCAUGGUGGGUGCUGAUACUGCAUCAAUUAUGUAUUCCACGUUUGAUUGAAAAGCAUCACGCAA